Molecule: messenger RNA, 4324 nt
Organism: Manihot esculenta (cassava)
Lineage: Eukaryota; Viridiplantae; Streptophyta; Magnoliopsida; Malpighiales; Euphorbiaceae
Product: LRR receptor-like serine/threonine-protein kinase GHR1
Exons: 3
Coding region: 950-4135 (1061 amino acids)
Biological process (GO): protein phosphorylation
Molecular function (GO): protein kinase activity; ATP binding; protein binding
Source: RefSeq, a predicted model, not a curated record
AACCCCACAUGCCUCUGUUACACAAAGAAGGGUAAAGCGACAAGCUAUUUCCUGCAAGGGUUUUGUUGUUUCUUUAUUAAACAAAGGUAAAGGGAAAGGUUAUUGGACUGCUCACUGUUUAAGCAGCUAAUAUGGACGAGUAUUAGGGGUUUUGUGGCUAAAAUAUAUCUGUUCCCUUGUAUUUAUUACAAUGUGGUUCUUCAUUUGUUGACCCAUUUCUUUGUUAUUGUUCUUUUACUUCUGUACUCUGUCUCUGUGAACUGCUGCUCGAGGGUAAGCUAAAACCCAUGUGUAAGUUGUUCUAAAGCUCCUCUAUCUGAAGUUGGAGUCCUCAUAUAGUGGAUGAUUCUGCUGCGGCUGCAUUGUUAAUGAAAGUUGAGAUCUUGGCAAGAAAAAUACUGCAUUUUCUCUCUUGUUAGAUCUCUUAAUGGGGCCCAGCUUGGGUUAGAUUUAAUGCUUUGGUGAAGUUUGCGUGGCUGAAACAAUAUUCUUAUUAGAAGCAGUAUCUUUCUCAUUUGAAGCAGAGUCAGUCUCGUGAAGCUGUGGUUUCUCGAAAUUUGGUCUAGUAUCAGGUAAGAAGUGAUGGGUUGGUGAACUCAUUUUGGGAUUUUUCAGUUGAAUGUGGGAAAUUUUCGUGUUUUGUUUUCUGAAGGAGUAAAUGUCUUUCUAUAGAAGACGCUUUUGCUGGGUCUCUCUUACUUUUCACUGUUAAAUGGUAGAAACUUAGUUGAAAUCUCUGAUUCAUAUAGCUUAAACUUGAAAGCUUCACUUCUUUAGAAGAUACAUCUUCUCUCUGGUUGUGGAAGGCCUGUUUCUUACAAUAUUGAAGCAGCUCUUUUUGAUUCUAUAUCCAGCUGUGAAGGUCUGAAAUUCAUUUGGGUUUGUUAAAUGCAAUAUCCCUCUUCUCUUUCUUGACGUUACUAUAUUUACCUUUGAGGAGCCUUUGAAUAUGAAGCUCUUUAGACUUCUAGUGUUAUGCCUAUUUGUCCUUUCUGCCAUGGGUCAGCUUCCUUCACAGGACAUACUGGCAUUGCUUGAAUUCAAGAAGGGUAUCAAGCAUGACCCUACUGGUUAUGUCCUUAGCUCAUGGAAUGAUGAGUCCAUUGAUUUUGAUGGCUGUCCUUCCUCUUGGAAUGGUGUUGUUUGUAAUGGUGGAAAUGUUGCAGCUAUUGUCGUCGAUAACUUGGGUCUUUCCGCUGAAGCAGACUUGAGUGUGUUUGCAAACCUUACAAAGCUUGUCAAACUCUCCAUGUCAAACAACUCUAUGACCGGAAAGAUUCCUGACAAUAUAGGCGACUUCAAAAGCCUUGAGUUCCUAGAUGUGUCUAACAAUCUCUUUUCAUCUUCCUUACCAGCAGGAUUUGGUAAAUUAGGGAGCUUAAAAAACCUCUCAUUGGCUGGGAACAACUUCUCUGGCUCAAUUCCUGAUACAAUUUCAGGGCUUGUAUCAAUCCAGUCUUUGGACUUGAGCCGCAACUCCUUUUCAGGGUCAUUGCCCCAGUCAUUGACAAGGUUGAAUAAUCUGAUGUAUUUAAAUGUAUCUUCUAAUGGGUUCACUAGAAGAAUUCCAAGGGGGUUUGAGAUGAUUUCAGGUCUACAGGUUCUUGACUUGCAUGGGAAUACAUUCGAUGGUCAUCUAGAUGGCGAGUUUUUUCUUCUAACUAAUGCAAGUCAUGUUGAUUUUAGUUCGAAUAUGCUAGUGAGCUCUAAUCCUGAUAAGUUAAUGCCUGGUCUUUCUGAAAGCAUUAAGUACUUAAAUCUCAGCCACAACCAGCUUACUGGAUCAUUGAUAAGUGAAGGUGAGCUGCGCUUGUUUGCGAGCUUGAAGGUAUUGGAUUUGAGCUACAAUCAACUCUCUGGAGACUUGCCUGGAUUUGAUUUUGCUUAUGACCUUCAGGUCCUUAGGCUCAGCAAUAACAGGUUCUCGGGGUUUAUUCCUAAUGACCUUUUGAAAGGGGAUUCAGUACUACUAACUGAACUGGAUUUGAGUGCCAACAAUCUCUCAGGACCAGUAAGUAUGAUAAUGUCAACAAAUUUACGUGUCCUUGAUCUAUCAUCAAAUGGGCUUGUAGGUGAACUUCCUUUAUUGACAGGAAGCUGUGCUGUGCUUGAUCUAUCAAGCAAUCAAUUUGAAGGAAACCUAACCAGAAUAGCAAAGUGGGGGAACAUCGAAUAUCUUGAUCUCAGCCAUAAUCGUUUGACAGGACCUAUUCCUGAAUUACUUCCUCAAUUUUUGCGUUUAAAUUAUCUCAACCUCUCCCACAAUUCUCUCACUAGUGCUGUCCCAAAAGUUGUUGCUCAGUAUCCAAAGCUUAAAAUUCUAGAUCUCAGUUCCAACCAGUUAGAUGGAGUUCUUUUGACUGAUCUAUUAACGUUGCCUACUUUGCAAGAACUCCACCUUGAAAAUAAUGUACUCAGUGGUCCUAUUGAAUUCUCUCCUCCUAAUAGUGAAUCCAAUCUUCAAGUAAUUGACCUUUCCCGCAAUAAACUUGGUGGUUACUUUCCUGAUGGAUUUGAUUCACUGACUGGUCUUCAAGUGCUCAAUAUUGCAGGGAAUAAUUUCUCAGGAUCUCUGCCAACUUCCAUGGCUGACAUGACCUCAUUAAGCAUGUUAGAUUUAUCCCAAAAUCAUUUCUCAGGUCCUCUACCAAACAACUUGUCUAAUAGCCUCGGAAGCUUUAAUGUUUCUUACAAUGAUCUUUCUGGGUCUGUCCCAGAAAACCUUAGAAGGUUCCCUAGUUCUUCUUUCUAUCCUGGAAAUGCCAGAUUGCGAGUUCCUAGUGGACCUCCUGGAUCAAGUAAUUUUCCAGCUGAAAAUUCUAGGAGGAAACCAAUCAACACUAUUGUCAAGGUGGUAGUAAUAGUCUCAUGUGUAAUUGCAGUGAUCAUUCUCAUUAUGCUUGCUAUCUUCAUAAAUUACAUCCGUAUAUCAAGGAGACCUCCACCAGACCAUGUCUCAAGCAAAGGUAUCCUCAGGCGUACUCCAACAAACCCAUCUGGUAUUAGUGGAACAGAAAGUGGUGGUGCCUUGGUCGUUUCAGCGGAGGAUCUUGUAGCAUCACGGAAAGGUUCAUCAUCGGGGAUUAUCAGUCCAGAUGAGAAAAUAGCAUCUGUAACUGGGUUCUCACCAUCAAAGCACAGCCAUUUGUCUUGGUCACCAGAAUCUGGGGACUCGGUCGCAGCUGAAACACUUGCAAGAUUGGAUGUAAGGUCACCAGAUCGAUUAGUUGGUGAGCUUUAUUUUCUUGAUGAUACAAUCACAUUAACACCCGAGGAGCUGUCAAGGGCCCCAGCGGAGGUGUUGGGCAGGAGCAGUCAUGGGACGUCAUACAGGGCAACACUGGAUAAUGGGAUGUUCUUGACUGUGAAAUGGCUGAGAGAAGGGGUGGCAAAGCAGAAAAAAGAGUUUGCGAAGGAAGCUAAAAAGUUUGCAAACAUCAGGCAUCCAAAUGUGGUGGGUCUGAGAGGAUACUACUGGGGACCCACACAACAUGAGAAGCUCAUUUUGUCAGAUUAUAUCUCGCCUGGAAGUCUUUCAAGCUUUCUCUAUGAUCGACCUGGAAGAAAAGGUCCACCAUUAACCUGGGCACAGAGGCUCAAAAUAGCGGUUGACAUUGCACGUGGCCUGAACUAUCUCCAUUUUGAUCGUGCUGUUCCUCAUGGGAACAUUAAAGCAACAAACAUACUGCUAGAUGGGCCUGAUCUCAAUGCUCGUGUUGCUGAUUACUGCCUCCAUAGACUAAUGACUCAAGCUGGUACCAUUGAGCAGAUACUUGAUGCUGGGGUGUUGGGGUAUCGUGCGCCAGAGUUGGCUGCAUCCAAGAAACCAAUUCCCUCGUUCAAGUCAGAUGUUUAUGCAUUUGGAGUGAUACUAUUGGAGCUUUUAACCGGCAGGUGUGCUGGUGAUGUGAUUUCUGGGGAAGAAGGAGGUGUUGAUUUGACUGAUUGGGUGCGGUUAAGAGUGACAGAGGGUCGUGGCUCAGAUUGCUUUGAUCCUGCAGUGAUGCCAGAAAUGUCUAAUGCAGCAGUUGAAAAGGGAAUGAAGGAGGUCCUUGGACUAGCACUACGGUGCAUAAGAUCUGUAUCUGAGAGGCCAGGUAUCAAGACCAUAUAUGAAGAUCUUUCAUCCAUUUAGUUUGUUGUGAAAUCUGAUUGGGUUGAACUUGAUGUUUUUUGGGGUUUAAUAUCUCAUUGGCCUCCCUUUUUUUUUGAAUCUUUGAUUUCGGCCAUUUUAGCAUUCUUAGCUAAUUCUAUCAAUCAUUGCUGUAAAAAGAAAGAGCAUACUUUGAAUUGAUGCAAGAAUUUCAGAUGUUUGCUAUUUCCA